UAUGUUCUUGAUUCUUAUCCCAUCAAAGAAUUAAGAGGCUAAGGUACACGAAGAAUCAUAAGCUCAUAAUCGUUUACGCUUCCGAUCAUGUCUCCAGGGAGUUGAUCACGCGGGUACGCCGUGACUCCCAAAUAAAAAAAAAAACAGAGCUUCCUCUGCUUCUCCAAUGGCGGAUCAGAACUCACGCCUCUUCUUUCUCUCCGACUUACUCAUCAAAACCCUAAUUCUUCUCCUCCCACUAAUCCCCUGCCACGCCCAGACGCUCUUCGUUUUCGGAGAUGGCCUCUACGACGCCGGAAACAAGCAGUUCCUCGCCGGAGGCCCAGUUCCGGCGAACUCUCCGCCGUACGGAAUGUCCAUCGGAGAAUCUACGGGACGGUGGUCCGACGGCCUCAUCGUACCCGAUUUCAUCGCAACUUUCAUGGGGAUUCCACUAGUUCCUCCGAUUCUUGAAAAGACGGCGAAUUUCUCUCACGGAGCUAACUUCGCCAUUGCUGACGCCACCGUUCUUGGAUCUCCUCCAGAGACGAUGACUCUUUCUCAGCAAGUGAUGAACUUUUCGGGGAACAAGGAGAAAUGGAGCGAUGAAAACCGGUCCAAGGCCAUCUACUUGUUCUACAUCGGCGGAGAUGAUUACUUAGGGUUCGUAAAGGAAAACCCUAAUCCCUCCGAGGCGGAGAGAGAAGCUUUCGUGAACCGAGUCAUGACCGCCAUUGAUGCAGCUUUGAAAGCGAUAUAUGGAGCGGGAGGGAGAAAGUUCUCGUUCCAGAACUUGGCACCUUUAGGUUGCUUACCGAUCGUGAAACAAGAGAACGGACACGAGAAAGAAUGCGUGAAGCUGCCGUCAGAAAUGGCGGCGCUGCAUAACAAGAAGCUGCUUCAACUGUUGGAGAAACUGGCUCGAGAUCUCAAGAGCUUCCAGUUCUGUUUUUUCGAUUUCUUUGGUUCAAUCCAUCGUCGGGUUCGAGUCCCAAAAACCUACACAUUUGGAACAGGAAAUGACGCGUGUUGCGGUAGUGGAUCUCACAACGCGAGCGCUUGCUCGAGAAAAAACGUAUGCACCGAUCCAAACGAGUACGUGUUCUUCGACGGCAAGCACUUGACGCAAGCGUCUAACUCGCAGAUAGGGCAUCUGAUAUGGGCAGCAGACGCUGACGUCAUAAGACCGAACAACCUGCGAGAGCUUCUUGUUCUUCCUCUGGACAUUCCCGCCAUCUUCGGUAUCAUAUCAGACGCUAAGGUUAAGGCUCCUAUAGACAAACGCAGCAACAUCCAUAACGUCUAUGAGAUAAGGUCGCUCGAAUGGGGAAUAGAGAAUCACUGGUCGUACCAAGUUGAAGGAGCUACUUCCUUUUACACGAAAUGAUAUAUAUAUGGAGAUAUAUGUAUAUGUAUGAAGAACGAGCCAUACCCUAUGGAGUGUUUUAUGCAAUUUGAGCCGUUCAGAAGCUUAUAACGUUAAAACUCUCUUUAUUCAUGAUGA
Messenger RNA from Tarenaya hassleriana, 1483 nucleotides. Its product is annotated as inactive GDSL esterase/lipase-like protein 25. The coding region runs from base 167 to 1366 and encodes 399 amino acids. The record is from RefSeq and is a predicted model, not a curated record. Gene Ontology annotation, molecular function: hydrolase activity, acting on ester bonds. NCBI's taxonomy places the organism in Eukaryota, Viridiplantae, Streptophyta, Magnoliopsida, Brassicales, Cleomaceae. Gene Ontology annotation, biological process: endoplasmic reticulum organization. The transcript has 7 exons.